AUGUCGAUGCUUUUAGCACCUUACAACAAUGGAAUGCGCCUUGGUCAAGGCUUCAACUCGUACACGCACUCUAUCUGCGUAGACGAUGCGGUCCUCAUUGAUCCCUCACGCGCCGAGAAUGUCCUCUCAAAUGAUGGAACGACCAUGCGAAUGCUUGCGCAGCGUAUGCACAAGGCGAGCGUCUGGCGUCAAAUGAGAGAGUACGUCGAAGACGGUACACCGACAGAGAUAAGCACGGAGCCUGCUGCCGAUGAAGAGAUUCCACAGCCUCAAAAUUACGAGGUACCGGAGGACGUCCCUGCGCAAGAGCCGGUUGAAUCUAGUGACACUUUGCCUGCUUCCGAUGGAACGGCUGAGGAGUCGGCUGUGGCCACACUCCCGGCUGGCGAGACGGCAGCUGAAGCUUCUGCUGAGAGCGCGGUCCCUGAUGCCUCCAGCGAGCCACUCACAGCUGCUGAUGUGCAAACCCAAAAGGAUGCGAGCACGGCAGAGGCUCGAGCGAGACAAGCGGAGCGCAACAAGCAGCUCGCGAAGGAUAUCACCGCAACCGGAAAAGCGAUGACAUCAUCUACCCUCAAGCCGGAUGGAGAGCUCCGAAAAAAGGCCGAGGCAUUCGACAAGGUCCAAAAGGGCCGAGAUGGAGGUCUGUUGCGGGACGACUCGGGGCCUGCCGGCAAAGCCUGGUCCGUUGAGAAGAGCAGAGGAACAAGCCAGAUCGUCAGCUAUCGUGCUCAAUUCAUCAACAAACUGAGUGAAGUGGCAGACGAUAUGAAUGUCAGUGCAGCUCUGAGCGUCAAGACGGAUAGUUUUGGACUCUCUGGGCGUGGAUCAUUUGUCAACACGGACAAGUUUCACAAUUCCGACAUCAAAUUCUACCUGAGUGUCAAGGUGGUCAACUCGAGCGUGAAUUUUAAGGACGCUCUUGCGUACAACCCGAUUUCCUCCAUUCAAGAAGGCACCAAAGAGCACCUGGAAUGUUUUGGUGACAGCUUCAUCUCCGGCUUCCUUGAAGGCGGCGAGCUUAACGCUGUCGUCCUCAUCAAGGUGCUCAACGACGUCAAGAAGAGCGAUAUUCUUGCCGAAGCCAAGGUCGUCCUGACUACAGGAAUUGACGCUGAGGCGAACGGCAAUCUUGCUCUUGCCAAGCGCAACAUUGCUAUGAACACGGAGACGUCGAUACAGGUCAGCUGGGCAGGCGGUGCUUCCAUCAAGCCCUACGAUGAGGAGUGGACCAUUGACUCGCUGCUCGCUGCAGCCCAACGCUUUCCAUACCUGGCUUCUCAAUUCCCGCAAAGGACGCACGCGAUCCUGACUCGCUAUGAAAAUUUACGUUCUUAUGUAGCCAUGCGUCCUAAGACCGUCUCCAAGAUAGGCUACGAGAAUGCUGCCGUGUACACUGGCACGCUCAUGGACUGCUACCUUGAGUACAAGACGCUGUACAAGCGCAUUGGGACUGCCAUUCUGGAUGUACAAGCAGGCCGCAAGAGAUUCAAGGAGCCCAAAAGCCAGGAGAACGCUCCAGCACUUUCUAAAGCAGUCGAACUGCUCAACUUGCAACCAUUCGUGGACAGCCUUGAAGGUUUGGAAGAAGCGAAGACUCAAAUGCGCGCUCAAAUGGGCGCCAUCGUCAAAGAGGUUGAUCUGAUAACUAGGGAUCCGGCUGCUGCUACUAAAGAAAGGCCUCCGAGCUUCGUUGGGCCCGCUUCGUUUGCCGCUCUCAUUCCGGCGGUCGAGUACAAAGUUCGCAAAUUGCGUUCUAAUCCUCUCUCAGGAGAGCUGAUUAACGAUAAAGUUACGGAGGAUGGUACCAAGGCGGCGCUCGGCAGCGCCGACAUCACUCCUCGUCUCUUCGAUCAGAGCAAGACGCAACUCAUUCUGUCCAAUUCCGAAGAGAUCAAGGUUGCCGAUCUUGAGCGUGACAAUGUCGAGCUUGCGGAGACAACUAGACUCACUGCACCAGUUGGCAGCACUACGGACGGGCAGCCCUUCUGCACCCUCGAUUACGACCUACCUGAGCCCAUCAUCACCGAGGUGUCCAUUGGUAUCCUUGGCGAUUGCCUACAGUGCCUCUCGUGUACCUAUCUCGACGGACUGACAGUCAAUAUCGGUGGCGAUAUCGAAGAUUAUCCUAUUUCGAAAGACGGCGAGCCUCCUCAUCAACAGGAGACAACUAUUGAAGACGGGGAGUCGGAAGAAGACUACCUCAAGAGACGCGAUGCCGCGAAAGCCGAAAAGCCAUGGCGCAAGGUGCUCAAAGGCCUCGGCUACGGAGAGUUGAUCACUUCUGCACGCAUCGAAGUGGACGCCGACCAUGGAGAGACCGUGCAAAGCGUCGUAGGUCUUUAUCUGGUUACCAAUAAGGGUCGAUCCAUUCAGUGGGCGUACACCGGCGAAAGGAGUAGUCUAUACGACAUGCAGCAGUUCGAAAAGCCGAUCUGCGAUGGAUACGUCUCUGGCUUCUGGGGCCGGUCCACAGAGACGCAAGGCAACUGCGCUUCUGGCAUUGACCGACUCGGACUAGUUUGGACUCAAGCCAUUUCGAAGAGCACAGUCUUCGAUGAAGAGAACACCAUACCAUGCCUGAGUAGCAGUGUCAACGGGGAGUCGAUGCCGAUUGCGCUGAAUGCAAAGACCUCAAAGCUUGUCAAAUUCGAUCGUCACCUCCCUGGCAUCCCUCAAUUGAUCUACGCUCCUUCGACGUUAGCACUAGGGGCCGAGAGCCCUCCUUCCUUCAACCUGUCGGCCAAAGCUGGCGUAGACGGCUUCACGCUGGAUCAUAACGCUCAACCUACAGGCACAGCCGCUACGAAAUCAUCAGCUGCUAGCUGGAUGGUCUUGCCAGAAAUCGACGUAAUGCACAUCCAGGCAGGAAGUGUCCAUUUCGAGGCUGAAGACAUCCAAUCCCCUAUUGCCUCCAAGACUGUCAAGUUCGAGCUUCCCUUCAAAGCCGGUAGCAAGCCAAAGAUCGUUUGUUGGAUCAUCGACUACGCUGCGACAUCAACAGACUACACCCUUAAGGCGUUUGCCUCCGAAGAGUCCGCCUCGAGUUUCAGACUCUCCGCUGGCACUGACACUGCGAGCUCGAGCUUCAAGUCCAUGACCAUUGGCUGGCUAGCACACGAUGAAGGCGGCGUGAAAGAAGAGCCAGUACAACCAAAAGAGCAGUCAAAGGAUGCCGCUGCUCAGCCAGCCUCGACUUCUGCUGGUGCAACCAGCGCAGAGAGAGCUGAUGCAGCAGGGGCCAAGCCUGCUGAGCAGAAGCCAACAGAGAAGCAAGAAGCAAAGGUCAAAGACUCAUACAAAACGACCAAUGCGCUCUUUUAUUCGCACUCGAAGCAGGUGCAAUUGACCAGCGCCAAGCAAUCUCUGGAGCUAGUCAUGCCUGCCAAGUUCGUUCGCAAGCCGCGCAAGACUUUUGUGGCUUUCAACGAGAUCCAUGGCUCCGCGUCUGGCCCGACAUUCCGAGCUUGCAACGCUACAGCCGUGUCCAACGAUACUGUCAAGCUCGACUUUGAGGCGGAACAGAAGGGCCUCACCGUCGGAGUCGUCUUCAUCGCUGCUCUCUAA
Molecule: messenger RNA, 3567 nt
Organism: Ceraceosorus guamensis
Lineage: Eukaryota; Fungi; Basidiomycota; Exobasidiomycetes; Ceraceosorales; Ceraceosoraceae
Exons: 4
Coding region: 1-3567 (1188 amino acids)
Source: RefSeq, a predicted model, not a curated record